AUGGCGCAUAAUCGCCGCGACGACGACCUGGCCUAUGGCGACUACCAUGGCCAGCAAGAGGGUCAAGAGGGCGAUCGAGGCAUGAUAGGCGACAUGGGUCGGCGCCUGUUUGGGGGCAAGAAAGAGAAUUCCCAGCAAGGUUCAUCGUCCCAAGGCGGCAGCAUGUCGUUCUUCAACAAGCUGCAUGAGCCGUUUCAUGGCUUCGUCUCUGAUCUCAAAGACUCGCUCUCUGGCAAGGACGAGAACAAACCACAGCAGCAGGGAGCGCCGGCGCAGCCAGGCCAGGAGUACCACAGCCAGCAUCGCUUUAUGAGCUUUGCGCCAGAGAGACGUGGCAACGAGACCAAGUGGUAUGUCGAUGGUUGCAGCUACAUGUAUGCAGUCUCGAUUGCCAUUGAGCAUGCCAGAGAGUCUAUAUGGAUCCUCGACUGGUGGCUGUCACCCGAGCUAUACCUGCGUCGCCCACCGGCGAAGAACCAGCAGUACCGAUUGGACCGCCUUCUCCAUGCUGCGGCUGAGCGUGGUGUCAAGGUCAACAUCAUCGUGUACAAGGAGGUUACCCAAGCUUUGACUCCUCCGCCCAUAUCAGUCUCCUCCGCGCAUACGAAGCACCACCUCGAAGAACUACACCCCAACAUCGGUGUCUUUAGGCACCCUGAUCAUCUUCCGGAUGCGGCGGUACUACAAUCCUCCUUCUUCGCGUCCAUGAAGAACAUGUCCUUCAGUCCGGCGAAGUUGGCGCAGAUGCCAGGCGACGGUCUCAAGGCGAUAUACGGAGCCCACGACGGCACUGUCAUGUACUGGGCGCAUCACGAGAAGUUGUGCCUUGUCGACGGUCAGAUAGCUUUCAUGGGUGGCUUGGAUUUGUGCUAUGGUCGAUGGGACACGAACCAGCACGCGAUCGCAGACGCACAUCCGGGUGACAUGGAACGCAUUGUUGGAUGUGGAAGGUGGGGUAGGGAAGAGCGGGGUAGGGUCGUUCGUUCACUUUUUUUGAUGAGGCGUUGCGUUCUAUCAAGCACAAUAGUUGAAAUAAGACCAGACAUGAUCAAAUUGAAGCUAUGGCAUACAAUAGUCGUAUAUUUCCAAUCUAAGCUGAAUGCGUCGCAAGCAGCCAAAGCCAUAAGUGAAAUGUUUUCCACUUGCUUUAUUCAGCCAAGUCGUGCUCCUUAA
Messenger RNA from Parastagonospora nodorum SN15, 1173 nucleotides. RefSeq lists its product as hypothetical. The coding region runs from base 1 to 1173 and encodes 390 amino acids. Lineage: Eukaryota; Fungi; Ascomycota; Dothideomycetes; Pleosporales; Phaeosphaeriaceae. The transcript is spliced from 3 exons. Gene Ontology annotation, molecular function: catalytic activity. Gene Ontology annotation, biological process: cell motility. The record is from RefSeq and is a predicted model, not a curated record.